AUGCAGACUCCAGCACCUUCCCCACAGGACAGCUCCACAGAGACAGCGUGUCCCCAGCAGCCUUCUGCUCACACCCGUAUCCCUUACUGCAUAGACAGCAUUCUGGGAAGAGCACUCACCACAGAAAGCAAGAAGAAAAACCCAGAGGACCUACCAGGGACUUCAUUAAAAAGUUGUAUCUAUAAUCCUACACCCCAUGUCCAACACAGGGUGGGAGAAAGUUCACCAAGCACAGUGUCCAGCAAAAGCAGCGCUUCAGGAGAGAGACCAAGGAGGAAUGGUGAGGAUCAAAAUGCAGUAAGGAAAGAACCAGCUGAGAAACAGCUCAGUACUAGCUGUGACCCGUCCAUAUCCUCGGGGGCAGAGAAGAGAAAACAGCGACGUUACCGCACCACCUUCAGUAACCUGCAACUAGAGGAGCUGGAGAGGGCAUUCGUGAAGUCCCAUUAUCCAGAUGUGUUCACCAGAGAGGACCUUGCCGUGCGGCUGAACCUCACUGAAGCAAGAGUGCAGGUUUGGUUUCAAAAUCGGAGAGCCAAAUGGAGAAAACGAGAGAAAACAGAGCUGCUGAGUGGUCUCCCUGCCUUCCCCGUCACACAUCCUUUAGGGCUAUAUUUUGAUCUCCCUUUAAAUUCCAGCCACCUCAUGGAUACUGUCUGGAAAACAUUGCCUUUUUCAGCAGUGACAUCAGCACCAGUCAGCCCAGCAUUUUCCCCGCCACACCUUGGCUCACUCAAUCUAAAUCAUAUGUCUUGGACAUCCCUCUUCAGAAAUCCGGUUUUGAGUCCUUACUUUGGAAGGUUCCUCAGUGUAAUAAACCCACUUGUCACCACAUCUCCUUUGCUCAUGAAAAACCCAAAUUCCAAUUCAGAUUCUGAACUGCCAACCCUGAAUGAUUCAGUUGUCAUGGAUUGGAAGUCACCGUUGUCCAGUGUUGGAGGUUUAAGACUCACCCCUAAUGAACACUCUGAACACGUGUCUCCUGUAAACUUACUGCCAGACUUCUCCAGCAUCAGCAAAGACAUUUGCUAACAAGUUGGAAAUGUUUGCUAAAUGCACCAUUUCACAGAGCAGAGUAUGUGUGAUUUACUGAACAUUCAAGUCACAAGUGAAACACUGAUGAUGAAGUUAGCAUAAUCAUAUGCAUUGCCACUCCCACUUGAUGACAGAAUGAGUCAUCAAGUCACAGCCAACCCUUCUUUUCCUGCCUCCUUCAAGCGUGUCUUGAUUAUCUUCUGUCCAUUUUUUUUUCCAAAUAUGGAU
Messenger RNA from Pseudophryne corroboree (corroboree frog), 1263 nucleotides. Its product is annotated as homeobox protein ARX-like. Lineage: Eukaryota; Metazoa; Chordata; Amphibia; Anura; Myobatrachidae. Gene Ontology annotation, biological process: regulation of transcription by RNA polymerase II. Bases 1 to 1032 code for a protein of 343 amino acids. The transcript has 5 exons. Gene Ontology annotation, molecular function: DNA-binding transcription factor activity, RNA polymerase II-specific; RNA polymerase II transcription regulatory region sequence-specific DNA binding. The record is from RefSeq and is a predicted model, not a curated record.